AUGCAUAUCCAGGAAAUUCUACUCUAUCUGUUGGAUCAUUUCAAGCGGGUAACGAACAACAGCGAUCUGAACAAAAUGAAUACACACAAUCUAGCCACCUGUUUGGCUCCGGUACUAUUCUACCCGGCUCCGAAUGCUGCCCGAACCCUGGACCCGGCCAUUCUCGAGCCACGACGUAUGACGGAUAUUUUGAAAUUUAUUUUAGAAAUCUGGCCUGAUGAACGCUCAACAUUCGGCCAAUUCACCACGGUGGACAGUUGGACCCCAGCCAACCAACUAACUUUAAAAGAACAAGAGCAGCAGCUACAACAACAGCAACAGCAUCAGCAACAGCAACAACACUCGCAAAGACAGUACGAGAAUCAGUGGAUUGACUAUCCGUUUUUUCAUCGCGGUGACUAUAUCGGACGUUCCGGUCGUCUCAAGUACAAUACGACUGCCUUAGAGGGAUCUGGUCCCCGUUUUGUCCCAGUUCCAGAAACCUACUCCGGACCAGACUCCAUUCAAAUGUCCCAGUAUGACAGACUACCCGGUCCAGCUGCAUUCCGACCACGACCACAGCGCAAAGCAAACUCCCAAGGUGAUGUACUGAAUCUGGAAACGAUGGAUCUACGACGCGUGCGGCAUCCACGAUUUCAAGACAUCCCAACAACCAGUUCAACAGAUAGUGGCACCCGGUCCAGUUUAUCUGCUGGGGGGCAACGCAUGGCUGCUACUGCCUCCAGCUCUCGAGCGACAGCGUCUGGUAACAUGAAACAGCGCUCUGCAAUGCGUAGCUUCAGUCAAGAGCGCCCCAUGUAUCCUCACAGUCCACGACCGUCGCAUCGUUCGCACCCAUUUACUUGA
Molecule: messenger RNA, 846 nt
Organism: Echinostoma caproni
Lineage: Eukaryota; Metazoa; Platyhelminthes; Trematoda; Plagiorchiida; Echinostomatidae
Source: the annotation of a GenBank genome assembly